Ilex paraguariensis (yerba mate) is the source of this 177-nucleotide messenger RNA. The record is from the annotation of a GenBank genome assembly. Lineage: Eukaryota; Viridiplantae; Streptophyta; Magnoliopsida; Aquifoliales; Aquifoliaceae.
AUGGAGGCCCUAAAAGCACCUUGUUCUCCUGAAAAUGCAGAAGAGACAUUGUCAUAUGCGAAGAUCCCCUAUAAUAUGAGUUCGGUAUUGAUGAAACAAAAUAUAAGCAAGAUACUCAAACUUCUAUUUCAUGUCAAAAAGGGUGUAAAGUUACAAAAUAGAAGGUUCUGGACCUAA